AUGUCUUUCGAGGAUUCACGAGCCGCGUCGAGGCUUCGUCAACGAGCCGUUCCGUACCCGACGAUGGCCGUUAGGGAGCGCGCGUUCAAGUCUGGAAGAGCGCUCACCGGUCGGGCCGACGCGUCGAGUUCGGCGCUGCGCGAUGGAGCACCGGCUGCGGCGCCACCUCCGAUUGUGAAACUAGAUUGUAGUCCAGGGACUUGUUUGGGAUUCACGUCGACGUCGAACCCAAGAUUGCCGAUGUUGCGCAGUUCCCAUUCGGGGGACAUCGUCGUUUACCUAACUGAGGCAGACGGGAACGAGAUGGCCCCGAUGGCUUCAUCCACGAAUUGCACGCCGGAGGAGCGGCUGUGCGCCGCGUUCGCCAAGGCGUAUCGAGGCAUCAACCGAAUCCUCGUUCUCACACCGACGACUCCGGUCCAACGUCCGCUCCUUGGUCGACCGGAGGGAUCGAUUCCCCGCACAUCCUGACGUCGUCAGGCGAUUUCUCACUCGGAUCGCGUUGUCGGGAAAUGGCGUCGGAGCCUAUAGCGUCAGCCACUUCCGCCGAUUCCGUACCGCCCUAGAAUUUUGGCACACGACGCAUGGGCGGCGUAUGAACUAUGAUCCGAAGAUGUGGACGAUGCAACUGGCUGCGGCUGCGGCCACAGCUCCAGGCCCCAAACCGAUUGGCGGCGACUUUGGACGACCUCAGGUGCUUGGCCGCGGGGAUCGAUAAGUGCAGUCCGUUCGAUACGGCCGUGUUUGCUGCAGCGUGUGCGGCGUUCUUCGCGAUGGCGAGAUUGGGCGAGUUUACGGCGGGUUCGGCGGACGAAGAGUUCAUAGCCGAGCGGCAUCUAGCGGUGGCCAAUGCACGCCGGAUCGAUGCGACGAGCGAAGCUCCUCUCCGAUACGAGUUGGACCUCCCGUUCGACAAGGUGCGCCGGCGUGUCGGCCGCACGCUGGUAGUCUCGGCGCGAGACGGCGAGCCCUUCUGCCCGGUCGGUGGCAUCGAUAACCAUUUCCGCCUAAACGACCCUCCACCAGGGCGGUUGUUCUCAUAUCGGGCGCGCGAGGGAGGUCAUCGACAGCUGACCUCCUCGGCGUUCUCGCGACGAAUCAGAGACAUUCUCGAGGCGAGCGGAAGGGCGCCCUUGAAUAACCACUCCUUUAGGUCCGGUGGGGCCACGUUUUACCUUCGAGAAGGUGUACACACGGAUCACAUCCGAAACCUUGGCCGUUGGUCAUCGAAUGCCUUUGACAGGUAUUGGCGGCGGCACAAGGAGAUUACGAUCCAAGUGCUGAGCAAGGCUGGCAAGCUUGCAUUCGAUUCGGUUAGAGCCUGAAUGCGUUGUAACGUAGGCAUCUUUCGCUGUGUUUCUUUGGUUGUGAAUGUGGGGGGCGUGACCUGUGGUACGCGUCCGGCGCCAGGGCGCCUGUCCGAACCGAGGGCUCGGGAAUUGGGGUGUACGCAUCAUCCCAGGGUCUCGUCCAGGAAGAUUAAUCAUCUUCCUCAUCCCAACACAACCAAACAAACCGAAAGAUACACAAGGAAGGUCGCAAUUCCCUUCCCGCGCUCGAGAACCCCAUUGGCAUCCGAUCGAGACAUCGGAGGGGAAAAGCGCGCAGUCUGCCGCAGUGGAGCAGAGUGGGAGCGACUUGGCUGCGAUAGGCUGCGACCGGCUGGCGGCGAUGCCCGCUGGGUCGAGACCGUUAGGGCGAUUGCGCCGCUUCGUAAUGGCGCAACCGACACCGAUUAG
Messenger RNA from Microbotryum saponariae, 1739 nucleotides. Lineage: Eukaryota; Fungi; Basidiomycota; Microbotryomycetes; Microbotryales; Microbotryaceae. The record is from the annotation of a GenBank genome assembly.